Salvelinus fontinalis (brook trout) is the source of this 4005-nucleotide messenger RNA. RefSeq names its product zinc finger protein 37-like. Gene Ontology annotation, molecular function: RNA polymerase II cis-regulatory region sequence-specific DNA binding; DNA-binding transcription factor activity. The coding region runs from base 557 to 2782 and encodes 741 amino acids. The transcript is spliced from 2 exons. The record is from RefSeq and is a predicted model, not a curated record. Lineage: Eukaryota; Metazoa; Chordata; Actinopteri; Salmoniformes; Salmonidae. Gene Ontology annotation, biological process: regulation of transcription by RNA polymerase II.
GAAAUUGACCCCAUAGACUAGCCUACCUGCACUGUAUCUGUUUUUGGCUAGAUCGCACGUUCUAAAACCAGAGUAGGCACUUUGCUAUUUAACACAACAGUUUUUGUGACAGAACUACAGGAAAUGCGAUGGAAACACAUUAACUUUAGAUUUGUACUUGGUACAUGAAAAGUUAAACGAAAUAUUACUUUUUCUGUGAACUAUGUCAUCACGCACUGAUUUUUAUCCGCACUAAAUCCGUUUGGUGGAAACACCACUGGAUGGAAACCUACUUCGAAUGAGGCCUGUGUCUAUACAUUUUUUGUUUUCUGAGAAAAAAUGACCAACAUUUAUCUGCUCUUGCGCUUAAUGCCCUCUGUUGGUAGGGUUUCGGUACCGCAAGAUCGUCACUCUUUGUAUACCACGUGACUAAAUGCAGAGUAGGUCGUCCACAGAGUUUCAAUCUUUGGUUCGUCACUCCCGCCGCCCUUGUGGUUUUACUUCCGCCAUCUUUGUUUGAGCAGAGCUACGGAGUGAGCAGAAUAGCAUAAACGUAUUCACUUUAAUUUCCCUCAAAAUGUCCAAACUACAGCUGUUGAAUGUGUUUCUCUCACAGCGCUUGACGGAGGCAACUGUUGACAUAUUUGAGGCAGUCGAAAAAACAAUAACCGAGUUCCAGGAAGAAAUCUCCAGUUCAAAGGAGGAGAUCGAACGUCUACAGAGGCUUCUGGAUUUGGCUUUGAAACCCGAUUUAAAGUUACAUAAAUCAGAUGCCCAGCAGCUUACUCUCCCUGUCCCAGAGGAGGUUCCCCCUGAGAAGCAGCACUGUGAGCAGGAGUGGAGCCCCAGUCUAGGCCAGGAGGAGCCAGAUCCCACAAACAUUGAAGGGGAAGAGGAGGUCAGGACCAGUCAGGAGGAGCAGCAGUAUCAAGGACUGGAGCCCGACAUAGAGUUCAUAUUUACUCCUCCCUGUGUGGAAAGUGACUAUGAUCAGGACCCACCCCAGCCCUCACCUACCACCAACACAACUGAAGAGAUGGACACUGAAACGGAGGGGGAGAGAAAUGGAGCAUCAUUAACAACCAGUGACUUCCAGUCCCCCUCUGUAGAAAAUCCAGGAUCCCCUGCAGCUCAGAACAACACCAGUGGAAGUGUUGAUGUAGUGGCAAGUGGGGGACUACUGUCAGCGUUGGGGUUAAUACGUACAACCAGUAUGCAAGCAAGUGUUGGAGGCCGGAGAACCAAAAAAUUACCCCACAAGAAAGUACAAAGCUCCCAUUCCAGUGCAGUAAGCAGGAAGACUACCAAGUUACCCCUUAAGAUAGUGCAAAGCCCAGAUACCAGUGAUGGAGGCAAGAAGACUACCAAGUUGCCACUGAAGACAGUGCAAAGUCCAGAUACCAAUGUAGUAGGCAGGAAGACUACCAAGUUACCCCUCAAGACAGUGCAAAGCCCUGAUACCAGUGUAGUAGGCAGGAAGACUACCAAGUUGCCCCUAAAGACAGUGCAAAGCCCUGAUACCAGUGCAGUAGGCAGGAAGACUACCAAAUUACCCCUCAAGACAGUGCAAAGCCCUGAUACCAGUGCAGUAGGCAGGAAGACUACCACGUUACCCCUCAAGACAGUGCAAAGCCCUGAUACCAGUGCAGUAGUUAGGAAGACUGCCAAGUUACCUCUCAAGACAGUGCAAAGCCCUGAUACCAGUGAUGGAGGCAGGAAGACUACCAAGUCACCCCUCAAGACCGUGCAAAGCCCCAAUACCAGUACAGUAGGCAGGAGAACUUCAAAGUCACCAUGUAUAAGAGGCGAGGAGAGUGGAGGACUACGGUCAGCACUAGGGUUAGUUCGGACAUUGAGAGCACGGGUCAAGAAAGAACAAAGCUCUCCUGCCAGUGCAGAAGGCAGGAAAACUAAAAAGUUACCCCACAAGAAAGGAAAAAGUUAUCUUACCAGUGCUGGAGGCAGGAAAAUCAUCAAGUUACCCAAGGUAACAUCAGCCAAUAAAAACCAUACUGCUCCUCAUUGUUGCAAGAUGUGUGGGAAGUCUUUUGUUUUCAUGACUUAUUUAGUUAGUCAUGUGCAAAAAAUUCAUUUAAAGGAUAAAUACCAUCUUUGUGGGGUUUGUGGGAAAGAUUUUAGGUCCACAGAUAGUAUGGUGAAGCAUUUGCAAACCCACAUGGGCGUGAAGCAUUUCUGCCACGCCUGUGCUAAGGUCUUCACUUGUAGUUCCAACCUGAAAGUGCAUAUGAGGAUCCAUACAGGGGAGAAGCCAUUUCACUGCAAACACUGUGGUAAAGGCUUCACUGUGAGAAAAUCCCUGGAAGACCAUGAGAAGACUCACACAGGGGAGAGGCCAUUUAAGUGCACUUCGUGUGGAAAAUGUUUCUCGUCAACGACUCAUCUAAGUCGCCACCAGGAAAUUCACACAGGAGAGAAACCCUAUCAGUGCAAUGAUUGUGGGAAAAGCUUCAGUCGGAAGGAAAAACUGGCAGAACAUAUGAGGACCCAUACAGGGGAGAAACCAUAUCCCUGCCCUGAAUGUGGCAAAUGCUUUGGUCUGAAGGGAAAUCUGACCACCCAUAUGAUAAGACACACAGGGGAGAAACCAUGCAGGUGCGAAGAAUGUGGCAAAUGUUUCUCUUUGAAUGCAGACCUGAAAAUUCAUAUGAGGACACACACGGGGGAGAAAAGAUAUAAGUGCAAUGUUUGUGACAAAUCCUUCACUCAGAAGGCGUACUUGGCUAGCCACACUAUGAAACACAGGGCAGAGAAACAACCGGCAGAGAAACAACCGGUUCAAUGACUGUGGUAAAUGCUUCAAUCAAAUGGGAAUCUUGGAGAGAACGUGAAGAGCACUUACAGAGUAAAAACUCCUCCGUUCAUUGUGAAUUUAUUUUUGACGUUUUCUGGUGUGAGAAAAUGACAAUACACCACCACAGUUGAAAAAGUUGAAAGAGACCUGUGUGGGGAAAAUGUGAGGUUAGAGCAUAGUUUUAGAGCACAUUGUACUCUAUAUACCAUUAGGAACCUCAGAUGAUGACUUGGUAGAAUAAACUUAGGGUAUGCAUGAAUAAACAUGCAGAACAUGGUAGAAAAGUUGGUAGAUUGAGUGGAUUUUAAGGCAGAAGCAACAGUCCCAGCUAAUUUAUCAAAUGUCACAACAAUUUAGUCACUAUCUUCUAUUAGUAAAAACUCUAUUUUGUUUGAUUAAAGGGUUAGUUCACCCAAAUUACAAAAUUACAUUAGUUUCCGUACCCUGUAACUAGUCUAUGGACAAGGUAUGACAGCAAUCCAUGUUUUGGUUUAGUUUCCAUGGCACUGUUUUCACAUGCUAACGUUUUAGCAUUUGUGGCACAAAUCCCAUUCAAGUCAUGGGACCGAUUUUAUUUGUGACUGAGGAUCACAAUCCAUUUCAGAUACUUUCGGAUGAUUUGGACAUGAUGCGUGAAAAAUGCUAAUAUCGGUUACAUGACUUGAAUGGGAUUUGCGCCACAAACACUAAAACGUUAGCAUGUGGAAACGGUCAUACCUUGUCCAUAGACUGCUUACAGGGUAAGGAAACCAAUUUGGGUGAACUAUCCCUUUAAGGCUAAUGCGUUGUUUGAUAUUAAUGUAUCUAUAUCACAGGAGGUUGGUGGCACCUUAAUUGGGGAAGACGAGCUCAUGGUAAUGGCUGUAGCAGAAUCGGUGGAAUGGUAUCAAAUAUAGGUUUUCCACGUGUUUGACGCCAUUCCAUUUGCUCUGUUCCAGCCAUUAUUAUGAGCUGUCCUCCCCUCAGUGCUGAUCUAUGUAAUACUAUAUCAUUGGUAUCGGCUUGAUUUCAUCUUAUGAAAGUAUUUGUUGCAGCAAUAACAAGGAAUUGUGUACAUGUUUUGUCAUUUAUUGUAAUGGACUUCCUUGACUUGACACCCAAAUGAAAUGUGUAGCUUUUUGUUUGACCUAACAUCAGCAUUUUGUGUGAAACCUGUGAAUAUUUGUCUAUUACAUUUACCAUUCAUUAAAAAGGUCAAUUUUUUGUUCUUGAAA